Molecule: messenger RNA, 2477 nt
Organism: Medicago truncatula (barrel medic)
Lineage: Eukaryota; Viridiplantae; Streptophyta; Magnoliopsida; Fabales; Fabaceae
Product: SNARE-interacting protein KEULE
Exons: 19
Coding region: 129-2219 (696 amino acids)
Biological process (GO): vesicle-mediated transport
Source: RefSeq, a predicted model, not a curated record
UUCAAAUUAUAAAAAAAAAAAAAAAAAAAAAAAUUAAACUUGGAAGAAACUAUUUGGUUUUGUUGAAUUGAAUUGAAUCAAAAAGUGAUCAAUCAAAGAUAAAUCGUGAGAAAAGAGAGAGGAGCAUCAUGUCUAUGUCGGAUUCUGAUUCCUCCUCCUCUUACGGUGGCGCCGAUUACCAAAAUUUCAAGCAAAUUACACGCGACCGAUUAUUACACGAAAUGCUAAGGUCAACAAAAACAGGGGAUUCCAAAUCAACUUGGAAGGUACUAAUAAUGGACAAACUUACUAUAAAGAUAAUGUCUAACUCAUGCAAGAUGGCUGAUAUCACCGACGAAGGUGUUUCAUUGGUUGAAGACAUAUACAAACGAAGGCAACCGUUACCAACAAUGGAUGCUAUAUAUUUCAUACAACCAACCAAAGAGAACAUAAUUAUGUUUUUAUCAGACAUGGCUGGAAGGGCUCCUUUAUACAGGAAGUAUGUAACGACCAUUGUAUCUUAUGUGUGUCAUUCAUCUUCAACUUAUUUAUUUUCAAGUUUUUUUUUCUCUUUUUGUAGGGCAUUUGUUUUCCUUAGCUCACCUAUUUCCAGAGAAUUAGUUUUGGACAUUAAAAAAGAUCCGAGGGUGUUGUCUCGAUUAGGUGCAUUGAGAGAGAUGAAUUUGGAGUAUUUUGCCAUAGAUUGCCAGGGUUUCAUCACAAAUAAUGAGAGAGCAUUAGAGGAUCUAUUUGGGAAUGAAGAGAAUAAUCGUAAAGGUGUUGCAUGUUUGAAUGCAAUGGCAACGCGAAUUGCCACAGUUUUUGCUUCAUUAAGAGAAUUUCCUUCUAUCCGCUUUCGUGCUGCCAAGUCCCUAGACGCAACCACAAUGACUACAUUCCGUGAUCUUGUUCCUACAAAGCUUGCUGCUGGAGUCUGGGACUGUCUUACAAAAUAUAAAAAAACCAUACCUAAUUUUCCUCAGACUGAGACCUGCGAGUUGCUCAUUAUUGACAGAUCUAUUGAUCAGAUUGCUCCUGUAAUACAUGAGUGGACAUACGAUGCCAUGUGUCAUGAUUUGCUGAAUAUGGAGGGAAAUAAAUACGUUCACGAAGUUCCUGCCAAGGCCGGAGGUCUACCUGAGAGAAAAGAAGUUCUUUUGGAGGAUCAUGAUCCUGUAUGGCUCGAGCUUCGCCAUGCUCAUAUUGCUGAUGCUAGUGAACGGCUGCAUGCGAAGAUGACUAGCUUCAUUUCAAAGAACAAAGCUGCACAACUUGGUUCAAGAAGUAGCAGUGAAAUGUCAACAAGGGACUUACAGAAGAUGGUUCAAGCACUUCCACAAUACAGCGAACAAAUUGACAAACUCUCCCUCCAUGUAGAGCUUGCAGGAAAAAUUAACAGUAUCAUUAGGGAGUCAGGACUGCGAGAACUGGGCCAGGUGGAGCAAGAUCUUGUUUUUGGAGAUGCAACAAUGAAAGAUGUGAUCAAAUUUUUGACUAUGAAAGAAGACACAACCCGUGAAAAUAAACUGCGCUUGUUAAUGAUUCUUGCAGCUGUUUAUCCUGAGAAAUUUGACGGAGAAAAGGGUCUGAAUUUGAUGAAGGUAGCACGGUUAACAGAUGAAGAUAUGACUAUUGUGAAUAACUUGAGAAUGCUUGGGGGACAACCUGAUACCAAAAAACGUUUGACUGGCGCUUUCGGUCUUAAGUUUGAUAUCCAGAAGGUAAAGGUAAUUUCUAGUAAAAAGAAGCGUGCUGCAAGGAUAGAACGUCCUGGGGAAGAAGAAAAAUGGCAACUAUCACGCUUUUAUCCCAUAAUAGAGGAACUCAUUGAAAAACUCACGAGAAAUCAACUGUCUAAGGAGGAUUAUCCAUGUUUGAAUGAUCCAAGUGCAACUUUCCACAGCUCACCUUUUGCUGGCACUUUACAUCAAAAUCCUCAUUCAAUGAGAUCAAGACGUACACCAAGUUGGGCAAAACCACGAGGCUCUGAUGAUGGGUACUCAAGUGAUUCAGUGCUUAGGCAUGCUUCUAGUGAUUUCAAGAAGAUGGGCCAACGACUAUUUGUAUUCAUUGUCGGUGGCGCAACCCGAUCAGAGCUAAGGGCUUGCCACAAGCUUACUAGAAAACUGAAUAGGGAAAUUAUUCUAGGUUCAUCGAGUCUUGAUGAUCCUGCACAAUUUAUCACGAAAUUGAAGAUGCUAACAACACAUGAACUUACAUUAGAUGAUAUCCAGAUAUGAUGUUACAAUAGUCGAAGAUGAGCUUCUGCUUAUGUGUAAAAUAUUUGUUGUAAUUAUAUAGAUAAAUCAUCCCGUUGUUGCAGUUAAUUUGGAUAUUCAACUCUUUGUGGCUGGUUCCACCCAGUUACUUGAUGACAUAUUCUGCAACUAGGAAAUCUUCAUCGAUUACUAACCAGAAUAAUUUAUUUAGUUUUCCAUGAAUUAACAUACACGCUUGGAUCCAAAAAUUGAAAUAGUGAAGCUAAUACUUUGUUGCUA